Molecule: messenger RNA, 10749 nt
Organism: Alexandromys fortis (reed vole)
Lineage: Eukaryota; Metazoa; Chordata; Mammalia; Rodentia; Cricetidae
Gene: Mctp1
Product: multiple C2 and transmembrane domain containing 1
Exons: 21
Coding region: 2819-5662 (947 amino acids)
Biological process (GO): regulation of neurotransmitter secretion
Cellular component (GO): synaptic vesicle membrane
Molecular function (GO): calcium ion binding
Source: RefSeq, a predicted model, not a curated record
GUGCACACAUAUUUGUAUUUGUAUAUUGUUACAAGUGGAGGGGGGGGGCCUUGUUUGUCCCAGCCGCCUGGCUAGCUUACACCCAAAAUAACCACACAGAAACUUUAUUAAUUAAAACACUGCUUGGCCAUCAGCUCUAACUUCUUAUUGGCUAACUCUUCCAUAUUAGUUUAACCCAUCUCCAUUAAUCUGUGUAUCACCACAUGCCAGUGGCUUACUGGAGAUUCUAACCGGCAUCAAUUUCAGGCAGAAGAUCCAUGGCUUUUUCCACUCUGCCCUUCUUCCCAACAUUUAGUUCUAUCUUCUCUGCCUAUCAGGCCCAAAUCAGUUUCUUUAUUCAUUAACCAAUGAAAGCAACACAUGAACAGAAAAACCUCUUACACCAGUAGUUUUAUUAAUCUCUCUCUCAUGUGGAGACCCAUGUAGUCACUGCUUCACUCAAUAAAAAAAUGUGGCCCAUCAGUACCAGGUGGGAACUUCCUUGCACCUGCUUUUAUAUUCACUCAUCUGAUACCUCCUGGACACCAUUGUUUCCAACCAUGUAAUAUUAUGUGGAGAAUGUUAUAUAAAUGCCACCUGUAAUCUUUAAUGGAUUCUUUGCCUUUCCCCAAAGCAUAAGGUCAUCAACUUAGAACAGUAAUGUGAGCAAUAUACGAGACUAAGUCCUUUAUGAAGACACAAAAUUCUCAAAAUAGUUCUAGUGUGUAUGUAUUAGUAAUUCACAUUAUUCUCAUGUUUGAAAAUAAUCCAGCAGACAUCCCCAACCUUUUGACACUGACACACUGUCAUUUGCAAAGUUCAUGCUAAAGAACCAUGCAAUCAAGUUUAAAAACUGUUUAACUUGGACCAUAUUUAUAGCUAUCCUGGACUGUAUUAGCCUGUAGACUAUGAGUUAGAUACACCCAAAUGGUCCUUGAUUUAAUUUACAGCAAUUUCAAACACAGUCUAUGAAGACCCUUUACUCCCAAUUGACCAGGCCUGACCAGUUUUCUUCACCCUCUUUGGAACAGUCUCUGUCUCUGUGUGACUAAGUCUUGUUAAGCUUUUUUCUGCCUCAUGGCUUUCACGUCUGGUAUUUUUCUUCCUGGAACACUGCAUUCAGAUUUUCAGUGGCUGGCUCUUUGUUCCUUUUUAGUAUCAUCUAAAACUUAGUCUUCUCAGAGAGGCUUUUUUUACACUCACAAUUAUAACACACAGCUUCUAAAUAUGGGCUUGUUAGAUUCAGUAAAAAUACAAGAUGCCUAGUAAAGUAGACUCUGGCUAAACUUUUGGCCCUUGUUCACUGUAAUAUCUGGGAUGUAUGCAUACUAAAACUUGUUGCGAUUUGUCUGAAACUCAAAUUUAAUGGGAUGUUCUGUAGUCCAGAAAUCCAGCUGUGGUAACAUUUUGUUAUCUCUCUGGGCUAUUCGUUUUAAAAAUUCUAUUUAGUUUCUUACUUCCUGAGCACUACUCAAGUCCUCCUUGUGUGUUCACAACUGUUUGUCUAGUGCUGAUCACUGCCCCGCACAAGCUCAAAAAAUGUUUGUUAGAAGAGUAAGGAAAAUACAAUCUGGAAAGACUGACCACACCUCCAGGGCAAAUUGCUGGGCAGAAAGGAGAGAGAAUGCCCUAUUUAAGUAAUUCAACAGCACUGUGCUGAGGCGUCUAAGAAAGCUGCAGUUGAAGAGGGAAGGGUGCGGUGUUACUCACCCUUCAGACGCGUUCUCGUGGAGCCUGAAGACUCUGGAUGCAUAGAUUUGAGGAGGAGCAAAAUCGAGACUACCAAAAAAGCCUUUUGAUCAGUCUUCUAACAAACUGCAGUAAGUAACUAAAAAGAAAAUCUGUUUGAGUGAAAAGAACAAGUCUGAACUCUGAAUAGGGUCACAGGCAGUGGGCACCCUCCCUUCUCUGUCCAAGAGGAACGUCCUGCAACUUACUUUAAGGAUUAUCUUUAUUGUCAGAUUCUGGGAACUGUUAGAUCCUAAUUAUAAGGAAAGUCGCCGCACGGGCGAACAAAGAGCCUGGAGGGUGGAUGGUGAUGAAGUUAAGACAGAAGAAAUCAAACUCGCCUCUUGAGCCCGGGAUGCCCAACACGGUGGAGGCAGCCUUUAGAGAGGUUAACUGCACGCACAGCUCCCUGAGGUACCCAGCAGGGGCACACAGACUCCACUUGGAUGCACUUCAUCUGAUCCGUUCGUCCUAAAGUCAGCUGUGUGUUAGCUGUAGAUCCAUACUAAGUCAAGCCAGCUCCAGGCCUUAUGCAGCUCCACCCGUCUCCUGCCUGCCCUCCCACCUAGGAGCGAGAGGAUGAUCCUGGGCACCUUAGUCUGAGCUGCUCUUACCCAGCCUCUCUGACAAGAGGCGCCCUGUCGUGUGAACCACGUGCGCGCCCAAUUUGGAGGCAACAGCCUAUGCCACUGACAGGUGCUGGCCCGAGGGCGCGGGUGUGGUCCCCUGUACAGCCUCCGCCGGGUGCUCGCAGCUUCCCGAGCUUCUAACCGGCACUCACAGGGAGCCAGGGCGCGGCCUGGAGGCACUCGGUGGACUGGAGCGGCGGAGUUCAGUGCUCGAAACUUUGCAGGCGCCGCGGGCGCUCGGGGACGGCGCCAGUCUAACCGGGCAGGUGCAGCGGGCGGAGGAGGCGACACCCCGCGGCCCCAGGGCCUCGGCCGCAGCCGCUUUGCUCCGAGCUGGCCUGAAGCCGCUGGGCACUCCUGGCUUGUGCUGCUGCGCCGGUCACGGACGCUGCCACCGCCGCCUCCACACUCCCAGAGGAGGCGCAGCCAGAGAGGUCAGAGGAGAGCCAGGAGGAGGCCACAGGAGGUUCCUGGGGUGCGGGAUGGAGCCCCGGGCAGCCACUGCUGGCGAACAUGAGCCCGCCGCGGCCCCCUCUUUUCAGGCCCGGCUCUGGAAGAACCUGCAGCUGGGGGUGGGCAAGGGCAAGGGCGGCGGGGGCGGUCGCACCGUGGGGCCCGAGCGCCGCACUGCGGCCACUCCGACCCCAUCCCCGCCGCCCCCAAGGGCCACCCAGGACGCACUGGCCGGUGUGGGGAGUACCGGCAGCAGGUGGAGCGGCUUCAAGAAGCGGAAGCAAGUGCUAGACCGGGUGUUCUCCUCCUCGCAGCCCAACCUGUGCUGCUCCUCGCCGGAGGCCCUGGAGCCGGUUGGAGCAGGCAGAGCCGAGCAGGGGUCCACGCUGCGCCGCCGCCUUCGCGAACAUCUGCUGCCCGUGGCAAAGGGGCCCGCGACGGCCGCGGGGCCAACUGGAGUGACGCCUCCUGGCGGACACUCUCCAGACUCAGUUCCUUCUUCCGCCUCAUCCUCUCUGUCCUCUUCUCCCCAACCGCCCGCGAGGGGGAACCGCGUCCGAGAUGAAGGCGCACGGCGUGGAGGUUCUGGGGUGCACCUGUGCCACCAAAAGAGCUCCUCUCUUCCCGGCACCGCGUGCCUGGAGCAGUUGUUGGAACCGGCGCCACCUCCCGUAGAAGCCGCACGGGGUCCCGCCGAGCCCCAGGCUCUGCUUAAGGGCGAAGAACGCAGCCAGAAAAUAAAUACAGUUGGAAACAGUAAUGCAGAUGUCCCUUUGGCUGAUCCCGGAAUGUACCAGUUGGACAUCACACUAAGAAGGGGUCAAAGUUUAGCUGCCCGUGACCGAGGAGGGACAAGUGAUCCAUAUGUGAAGUUUAAAAUUGGAAGAAAAGAAGUUUUUAGAAGUAAAAUUAUACACAAGAACCUGAAUCCUGUGUGGGAGGAAAAGGCUUGUAUUAUUGUUGACCAUCUUAGAGAGCCACUGUAUAUCAAGGUAUUUGACUAUGAUUUUGGGCUGCAAGAUGACUUUAUGGGCUCAGCCUUUCUCGAUCUCACACAGCUGGAGUUAAGCAGGUCCACGGAUGUGACCUUAACUCUGAAAGACCCCCAUUAUCCCGACCAUGACCUUGGAAUCAUCUUGCUGUCAGUCAUCCUUACCCCUAAGGAAGGUGAACCCAGGGAUGUGACUAUGCUAAGGAGGAAGAGUUGGAAAAGAUCCAGUAAGUUUCAGACCCAAAGCUUGCGUCUGUCAGACCAGCACAGGAAGUCGCACCUGUGGAGAGGAAUUGUUAGCAUCACCCUCAUCGAGGGCCGAGACCUCAAAGCAAUGGAUUCCAAUGGGUUGAGUGACCCCUAUGUGAAGUUCCGACUGGGGCAUCAGAAGUACAAGAGCAAGAUUAUGCCCAAAACUUUGAAUCCUCAGUGGAGGGAACAGUUUGAUUUCCAUCUCUAUGAGGAAAGAGGGGGGAUCAUCGACAUCACCGCCUGGGACAGAGACGCUGGCAAAAGGGAUGAUUUCAUUGGAAGGUGCCAGGUUGACCUGUCGUCUCUCAGUAGGGAGCAAACCCACAAGCUGGAGUUACAGCUGGAAGAGGGUGAGGGCCACCUGGUUCUGCUUGUCACUCUGACAGCCUCGGCCACAGUCAGUAUCUCCGACCUCUCAGUCCACUCCCUGGAGGACCAGAAGGAGCGGGGAGAGAUCUUAAAGAGAUAUAGCCCACUGAGGAUAUUUAACAACAUAAAAGACGUGGGAUUUCUCCAGGUGAAAGUCAUCAGAGCUGAAGGUUUGAUGGCUGCUGAUGUCACAGGUAAAAGUGAUCCGUUUUGUGUGGUAGAACUGAACAAUGAUAGACUGCUGACACACACUGUCUACAAAAACCUCAGUCCUGAGUGGAACAAAGUGUUCACAUUCAACAUUAAAGACAUCCAUUCAGUCCUGGAAGUGACAGUUUAUGAUGAAGACCGUGACCGUAGUGCCGACUUUCUGGGCAGAGUUGCUAUACCAUUGCUGUCUAUUCAAAAUGGUGAACAGAAAGCCUACGUCUUGAAAAACAAGCAGCUGACAGGGCCAACAAAGGGGGUCAUCUAUCUUGAAAUAGAUGUGAUUUUUAAUGCUGUGAAAGCCAGCUUACGAACAUUAAUACCCAAAGAACAGAAGUACAUUGAAGAGGAAAACAGGCUCUCCAAACAGCUGCUUCUGAGAAACUUCGUCAGAACAAAGCUCUGCGUCAUGGUGCUGGUAAACGCUGUGUACUACGUUAACAGUUGCUUUGACUGGGAUUCACCCCCAAGGAGUCUUGCCGCUUUUGUGCUCUUCCUCUUUGUCGUCUGGAACUUUGAGCUCUACAUGAUACCACUGUUGUUAUUGUUACUGCUGACUUGGAACUACUUCCUAAUAAUAUCAGGGAAAGAUAACAGGCAACGUGAUACAGUAGUGGAGGACAUGCUAGAGGACGAAGAGGAGGAAGACGACAAAGAUGACAAGGAUGGUGAAAAAAAAGGAUUUAUAAACAAAAUCUAUGCCAUCCAAGAAGUCUGUGUCAGUGUGCAGAAUAUCCUAGAUGACGUGGCCUCCUUUGGUGAAAGGAUAAAGAAUACUUUCAACUGGACUGUCCCAUUCUUAAGCUGGCUGGCCAUUGUAGCCCUCUGUGUGUUCACAGUCAUUCUGUACUUCAUCCCCCUACGGUACAUUGUGCUUGUCUGGGGUAUUAAUAAAUUUACAAAAAAGCUUCGGAGUCCAUAUGCAAUUGAUAACAAUGAACUACUUGACUUCCUUUCCAGAGUCCCUUCAGAUGUACAAGUGGUGCAGUACCAAGAACUGAAACCAGACCAUUCUCAUAGCCCAUAUAAAAGGAAGAAAACCCCCCUUGGCUAGCCAGCUCCCAGCACUGAGGGACCAGCACGCCUGGAAAGAUAAAAGAAAACCCUGCAGCCUCGGCAGCAUUUCUUUUCUUUCUCCUUUUUUUAUUUAUUUUCUCUUUUUAUCAUGAUCGAGAAAUUUGUAAAUAGUGUACAAAGGCAUAUGUCUUUGAAAAUAUACUUCCAUUGUACAGACGCAACUUGAUAAAGGAUUUUAACUAGUGGAGUGUGGAAGCCUUGUUAGCUAUAGAUAAUACAACCAACUGCAAGAAUAAAAAUAAUGGUUAUAAAACUGGAAUUUCCUCGAAUUACAAGUGAAAAGAACUAGAAUAUCAGAUUAAAUGCUCAAUUGUACUCUGAUUAACCCUACAUAAAAUAUAUGUGCUGAUUUGAUUUUAGGGUUUUUUUUUGUUAUGUGACGACUUCUUAUCUGAAAUGCAAUUCAUUAGGGUUUUUUUAAUGUUUAUGUACAAAAUGUACAAAAGAGGGGAAACCCCAAACAUUGAAUAAUGGAAAUGUUGCAUUUCAAUAUAACAUACAUCCCGACUUUCACUCCUGUGUAAAUACGUUACUUAUGUAUAGCUAAGGCUGAUUUUAAGUUCAUGAGGACAGGCACAUUCAUAUAUUCUGCUGUGUCCUCAUACACAAUCCCUUAAGAGAAUCUGAGAUUCUAUUAAUAAAACUCUUAAGUCUUCUAUCAUUCCAUCCAAAACCUUAAAAUCUCUCCAGAAAUAUAUUAAAUUAAUACUGCCAGGUUUAUAAGUGAUUAUCAGGGGUUUUAUAUAUACCACUAUUUAAUUUAUACUGAGUUAGCAAAUUAGCAAGCCGAUUUAGCUGUCAAAUAUACUAGCAAAGUAAAUCCAUACUGCAUUUGGUAUCAAAUUAUGCCCUUAUAUAUCUGAAAAAGUAAAUUUAAGUGUCCUCACAGGGGAAAAAAACAGUUUGAAAGAAUAAUGCUUCUUCAUUAGACUACUAACAUGCUUUUUAUUAGUGAGCUUUAAUGUGAAGAACGCAGUGGACUAGAGAAAGGCCAGUGCUUCAUCACAUCAUUUAUGAAGAACGUUGAUAAUGCAUGAAAGCCUGUUUUGUAAAAUAAAUGUUUAAAGUGGUUACCAUUAAAAAUGUUUCGCUAACCACAUUGUAUACUUUAACAGUGCAUUCCGAAGACCAAGUCCAGGGUCUAUCAAGGGAAUUUACCUCUGCAGAGAUACUUGGUCAGUCAGUGAGAGUGUCUUCACUGACUUUUAAAGGAAUAAACUCAAUAGAAAUUGCUGCAAUAUUUUGCACUAUUUUAUUAAUUGCUAUUAAUAAAUAACUGGGGUGAGAUGAAGGUGGGGGUUGUGCUGGACAAUGUAGAAAAGCAGAAAUAUAUAUUUCACUCUAAAGAAAUUCUUUAAAUCUCAUCAAAGCUGAUUUUUAAAGUAUUUUUAUUUUAGAAAUAUGUUGUUAAAUACUAUUUCUUACAAUAGAACUAUUUUGAUGUUUAUACACUAAGCUUGGAAGAAUGUUGACUAAAUUCCCUUUCUAUAGAAAGGCUUUGACCUCACCUCAACAUGCUCUAUCUAGGGUAUCAUGUUUAAAACGACAUGCUUAUAUCUGCAUCCCAUCACUGUUUGUUGCAAAAACAUACUACUUUAUGAAGCUGGCCUAUUACGAGUUUAUUGAUGAAAUCCUUUGGUCUAAGUUCUGAUUACACCUGCGCGAGACUGAUGUUCUGUGCUGUAAGUGUCUACUCAAAUGUCUAAGUCUGACAUCCAUUCUCUAACCUUGGAUGGACCUAGUGGAUGGAACCAUUAACAGAUGACUAAGUUUCAUUUGUUUCCUGGUGUAAGAUUUCAGAUGCUUAGUUCGAUAGUAAUGUUGACUACAUAUUCACUUCAUUAAAUACAAAAGAAAACAAUUUUUUUCUAUGUAAAAUCACUAUUUUUUCUGAGUUAAGAAAUGCACAGUGGGGUACUGGGUGCAUGUUUGUUCAUUAGUGAUACUUCACUUGGGGAAACAUUUGAGCAGGGCUAUUGAAACAUACUGAAACCCUGGCUACAGUGAAAACUCAGUACCUUUGGCACAGUAAGCAUCCAGUGAAGCAGAGAAAACUAUCUGGAGUCAGAAAGUCACCUUCAAGCUAGCCCUCAAUGCUUUCAGAAAACAAUAUAUUUAUAGGGCCAAAUGAAUAAUGGAUUCAUUUGAUCCAUUCGUAGGAUUUUUAAUUUUCAUGUAUAGGUGCUUUUUAUAUUUAAGAAGGAUGCCUUGGUUUUCAGUUGCUUACCCCUCUCCCCCCCAGAACUGAGAACUGAACUCAGGACUUAGCCCCUGCUAGGCAAGUGCUCUACCACUGAGCUAAAUUCUCAGCCACAAAUUAGAUUUUUUUCUUUUUCUUUUUUCAAGUCAAGGUUUCUCUGUGCAGCUUGGUUUUCAUAGAAGUCUGAAACAACUAUUCUAAGUUGUAUGAGCCCAACAUCUAUUUGCAUUGUUAAAUGUCAGACAUUGUGAACUGCUCAACAGUCUAUAUUUACAUUCCACACUACAGUUAUUGUUGUAUAAUGCUGUUCUCUGGGAAGACAACUGCCAUCUUCCUUAGAUCAACUGUGCCGGCUUGUUAAAAGACCAUCAUAAUCACGCUUACAGUUGAUCCCUCAAAAGAGGAGUGGGCAUAGAGGAACAGUGAGCGCAAGAUUCUAGCAAUCUGGAUGCAAUUCUGCCUUAAGUACCUGUGACCUUAAAGAGGUGUAGAGUAUAUAGGCGGGUCACUUGAAAAGGAACCACAUCUAUGCAGAAAUGGUGGGGCAUAAUUCAUACUGGUCAAGACUUCUCAGUGCAGUUGCUUUGGGGUCAUCCAUGCUUCUGUAGGUGACCCCCCAUUCAUCUUCUCAAAGUUAGUCUGAUAAACUUAUUGGUUCACCAAGCUGAACUUUGGUAAGAUGCUUUGGUUUGUCACUGAGAUCACAUAACGAGGGGUAGAUGAUGUUUAAGUCUCUACAGAGAAGGGAUUGUGCCACCAUAUAAUGGGAUAAUUCAGAUUAUCUUGCCCUUUUGUAACUUUCAACACAUUGUUACCUAAUAGUUCAUUUUGUUAGUUUCAGACUCAAACUUAGGGGUUCAUGAGAGGGAGGGGUAUUCUAAAUUAAUUUUGAACCAUUCUAUGCACUAGGAUAAUGUAAGUUAAAAUAUUUUUUACAUGACCUGUGAUGCAUUUAUUGUGUAUCUACUGUAUAACCCUGAGAAGGGCAAUUAUAGUGUAUGUGUGUAUCAAUAGUAUAAUUAAACCAAAUUUGUAAACAGACAAAUUUAAAUGGUAUGCUUAUGAAAGUUAACUUUUUAGAAGUUUCCUUAAAUUUCAACAAGACUCUGGCCUCUAACUUACAAUCAGCCUCCCAAGUGCUGGGAUGAACAGGCGAAUGCUGAAAUUGAGCAGUUAAAUCCUAUCCAGUAGACACGGGGUGGGGUGGGGUGGGGGGGGGGGGGACUUUCUACUUUGAUGCCAAAAUCCAAAGAUGUCUAAUAUUGACGCCGAAAUAUAGCAAGCAUUAUUCAACUUAUAAGCUUAAAUACGCCUGGCUGCUUACAAUACUGUUCAGUAAUAGUGCUUUGGUGCUCAGCUUCAGAAGAAAAGUAGAAGGCACUUGGUGGCUUCAAAUACAAAAUAUCCAGACACCCCCCCAACAAAAUAAACAAACCAAAACAACAACAAAAACCUCUGCUCUUAUUAAAGCAUAUUCAAGUUUUGGAGUUUGCAGUGUUAUGUGUCCAGAUGGCUAGUCACUGAUCUGAUUAGAGUAUGUGGAGUCAGCCUUUCAUAACUGCUCGGUUCAAUUAAAGCCACCUAAAUAUAACAAAAAUGUCUCUAACUCUCUUUCCAAGGCUGAUUGCUGUAACUCACUGGAACAAUGACAACGGCAGCAGAAAGCAUCCCUCUUUUGUUGUCAGAGUUCUUUUAUACUCCUUUUCCACAUUCAUCAAUGGUACCUUGUCAAUGGCAGGCACAUGAGAAGUUAUUUUAGCUGAAACACACCAAGAAAAUCUCUACAUUGGAACACUAUAAAAGCAUGCAAGCAUGCACCCCCCCCCCACUCCACUAGAGUUUUUGGUUUAAAAGUAAAAAAAAAAAAAAAAAAGAAAAACAAAACAUCCAUAAAACAAAAACACAAAAUGAGACAACUAAAUAUAUAAUUGUUCUCUAAUUUCAAGUUGUUCAAUCUUUCAUUCUAAGCUGAAAACAAUAAAAAACAAAAUCUACAAAAUAUCCUGUGUGUAGUACUACACCAAUAUUUUUGUAAAAGCAAUUUUUAAUAAAAUCUGUGUAUCUCUGAAUGCAGUGAAAAAAAAAGGGUAUUUAUGUGUACAAGUGUUUGUCUGCAUGUUUUUAAAGUGCACGAUACAUACAAUGCCCAGAGGCCAAAAAUGGGUAUUGGAUCCCCUGGAAAUGGAUUCUCAGAUUAUGAACUGCUGAGAAAAACUUCGGUGCUCUCCAAGAAAAGUUAAGUAUCAUUAACUGCUGAGUCUCCAGUCCCAGGACUACUGUUGAAAGGAACAAUGGGGCUGCAUGUUCUGCUCUCAACUAACAGGGUAGAGAGCUUUAGUUGAGUAUCUGUGUCAAUGUGCUUGCUGUAUGUAUCAAAAUAACUGCAAUGCAGGUGUUCCCUGCUCUAUAUUUUUUAAUGUUCCCUCAAAGAGAAAAGGAACAGCCCCAAUGAGCCAGUGAGACACCACCUGACUUCUCAGGAAGACUGAUCUGAGGAAAUCCCGAGCUCUAGCUGAAGGAGAUAGCUGUUAGUCCUACUAGUGAGGAAAGUUCACAUGGCUCAGUCUGGGGUCAGUGGCUAGCUUUAAACUGGCUUCUGUCAAGUUAAACGAUUUUACUUUGCCUGGGUUCAAGUGGUGACAGAUUUGGAAGAAAUGCUAAAUUUGUACAGAAAAGAGCCCACAUGAUUCCAACAAUUUUUAAUUGUUGUUGUUCUGCAUUAUAGGAAGCGCCCAAGACAACAGCCAAGCACCAGUUUUCACAAAGACAGCUGGAUCACAGAACGGAGCAAAGGAGAAGAAAAUACCAAUUAUUUUUCCUCAAGAUUCUUUUUUAUAGUUACCAGAGAAACAGAAUCCAUACAA